This is a messenger RNA of Perognathus longimembris pacificus (Pacific pocket mouse), 2023 nucleotides long. RefSeq names its product tripartite motif containing 47 (gene Trim47). Gene Ontology annotation, molecular function: zinc ion binding. NCBI's taxonomy places the organism in Eukaryota, Metazoa, Chordata, Mammalia, Rodentia, Heteromyidae. The record is from RefSeq and is a predicted model, not a curated record.
GCGGGCGGCCGCGGAGCCAUGGACGGCAGCGGGCCCUUCAGCUGCCCCAUCUGCCUGGAGCCGCUGCGGGAGCCGGUGACGCUGCCCUGCGGCCACAACUUCUGCCUGGGCUGCCUGGGCGCGCUCCGGCCGCACCGCGGCGCGGGGGGCGCGGGGGGCCCCGGGGGCGCGGCCCGCUGCCCGCUGUGCCAGGAGCCCUUCCCCGACGGCCUGCAGCUCCGCAAGAACCACACGCUGUGCGAGCUGCUGCAGCUCCGCCAGGGCCUCGGGGCGCCGGGAGCCAUGUCUGCGCCGGCGGCCGGGAGCCCCCCGCCCGAGCCCCCCGCGGCCCCCAGCGCGCCGCCGCCGCCGCCGCCGCCCGCGGCGCCCGAGCCGUCGGCCCCGUGCGCGCCCGAGCCCUGGGCGGGCCUGGAAGACGCGGUGCGCUGCGACGCGUGCCCCGAGGGCGCGGCCCAGCCCGCCGCGCGCUCCUGCCUGUCCUGCCUCGCCUCCUUCUGCGCGGCGCACCUGGCCCCGCACGAGCGCAGCCCCGCGCUGCGCGGCCACCGCCUGGUGCCCCCGCUCCGCCGGCUGGAGGAGAGCCUGUGCCCGCGCCACCUGCGGCCGCUCGAGCGCUACUGCCGCGCCGAGCGCCUGUGCCUGUGCCCGGCCUGCGCCGCCCAGGACCACCGCGGACACGAGCUCGUGCCGCUGGAGCAGGAGCGCGCGCUCCAGGAGGCCGAGCAGCCCAAAGUCCUGAGUGCUGCGGAUGACCGCAUGGAUGAACUGGGCGCCAGCAUUGCACAGUCCCGCCGCACGGUCGCCCUCAUCAAGAGCGCGGCCGUGGCCGAGCGGGAGAGGGCGAGCCAGCUGUUUGCCGAGGCCGCGGCCGCCCUGCAGGGCUUCCAGACGCAGCUGCUGGGCUUCAUCAGGGACGGGGAGUCGGCCAUGCUGAGCCGCUGCCAGGGGGACCUGCGGCGGCAGGAGGAGCAGCGCGACCGAUUAAGCCGGGCCCGCCACAACCUCAGUCAGGUCCCCGAGGCCGACUCCGUCAGCUUCCUGCAGGAGUUCCUGGCCCUCCGGCUGGCUCUGGAAGAGGGGUGCAGCCCGGGACCCGGCCCCCCGAGGGAGCUCAGUUUCACCAAGUCCUCGCAGGCCGCGCGCGCGGUGAGGGACGUCCUGGUCUCGGCCUGCGCCGGCCAGUGGGAGCAGCUGCAGGGGCCGGGCGGUGGCGAGGACGGGCCGCAGAAGCUGGGCUCGGAAGCGGAUGUGGAGUCCCAGGACGCGGACAGCACCCACCUGCUGGACAGCGAGGCGCCCAGGGACUACUUCCUCAAGUUCGCCUACAUCGUGGACCUGGACAGCGACACGGCCGACAAGUUCCUGCAGCUGUUCGGAACCAAAGGUGUCAAGCGGGUGCUGUGUCCCAUCAACUACCCCGAGUCCGCCACCCGCUUCACCCACUGCGAGCAGGUGCUGGGCGAGGGCGCCCUGGACCGAGGCACCUACUACUGGGAGGUGGAGAUCAUCGAAGGCUGGGUCAGCGUGGGGGUCAUGGCCGAAGGCUUCUCCCCGCAGGAGCCCUACGACCGGGGCCGCCUGGGCCGCAACGGGCACUCGUGCUGCCUGCAGUGGAACGGGCGCGGCUUCUCGGUCUGGUUCCACGGGCUGGAGGCCGCGCUGCCCCACGCCUUCUCGCCCACCGUCGGGGUGUGCCUGGAGUACGCCGACCGCGCCCUGGCCUUCUACGCCGUGCGGGACGGCAAGAUGAGCCUCCUCCGGAGGCUGAGGGCCUCGCGGCCCCGCCGCAGCGGCGCCCUGGCCUCCCCCGCCGCCGACCCCUUCCAGAGCCGCCUGGACGGCCACUUCGGGGAGCUCUUCACCCACCGGCUGAAGCCCGCCUUCUUCCUGGAGAGCGUGGACGCCCACCUGCAGAUCGGGCCCCUCAAAAAGUCCUGCAUCUCCGUGCUGAAGAGGAGGUGAUGGGGGGCCGCCCUGCCCCCCGCCCCGCCCGCCUUCGUCCCGCGCCGUCCGUCCUCGGCCU